AGAACGACCCGACCCGGCUUGUUCGCAUCGAAGUGUAAUCUAGGGUUUUUAAGGGUUUCUAUUGUCCGGAGAGACGGAGACUGAAGCAGCCUUCACAACCAAUACCAGAGUCAGUCUGCGACCUCAACGAUGCCGAAAUCCAAGCGCAACCGACAGGUUACUCUAUCCAAGACGAAGAAGAAGGGGAGAGCCCACAAAGAGAACAUUGUGAACUUGAUCCGGGAAUCGGCUGAUAAGUAUAGUUCCCUCUACGUGUUUGGUUUCGAGAACAUGAGGAAUCUCAAGUUCAAGGAGUUCCGAGAGCAGCUUAAGUCUUCUAGCAGAUUUUUCCUUGGCUCAAACAAGGUAAUGCAGUUAGCACUAGGUCGAUCAGCUGCUGAUGAAAUUAAACCGGGUCUUUAUAAGAUUUCUAAGCUAUUGCGUGGAGAUACUGGGCUUCUGUUUACCAAUUUGACCAAGGAAGAAGUUGAAAGAUUAUUCAACCAAUAUGAAGAAUAUGACUUUGCCAGGACGGGGAGUCUUGCAACAGAAAAGGUUGAGCUAAAAGAAGGCCCACUGGACCAAUUCACCCAUGAAAUGGAGCCAUUUCUCCGUAAGCAAGGAAUGCCUGUUCGGUUAAACAAAGGUGUUGUUGAGCUAGUGUCUGACUAUGUUGUGUGUGAAGAAGGUGCGCCUUUAUCCCCAGAAGCUGCACGUAUACUGCGCCUGCUUGGCAUCAAGAUGGCUACGUUCAAGCUACAUUUGAUAUGCAGGUGGGCUCCAGAUCAGUUUGAAAUCUAUAUAGAAGGUUUAGAAAAUUCUGAUGUGGAAUCGUCAUAAAUGUGGUUUACACAUUCAUUUUCUGUGUUUGGGCCAAACGGACGGGGCCCGGAGAAUGUUCGGUUAUUCGCUUUUCACCUUCAUGUGGUGUGCUCUUGUGUUGGGUUAUCAUUUCCUUUUUGUCUUGACAUUUUUUUUGCUUGCGAUAUGGAGCGUUAAAUACGGAGUAUGUUAGAGAUGAUACUGAGUGUAAUCUGUGUUUGUAUGAGUAAGAAUCCCUUUACAAGAAUGCCUAGUUAUGGUUCAACAAAAAUUUAUAUCAUUG
Messenger RNA from Cuscuta campestris, 1084 nucleotides. NCBI's taxonomy places the organism in Eukaryota, Viridiplantae, Streptophyta, Magnoliopsida, Solanales, Convolvulaceae. The record is from the annotation of a GenBank genome assembly.